Molecule: messenger RNA, 2359 nt
Organism: Notolabrus celidotus (New Zealand spotty)
Lineage: Eukaryota; Metazoa; Chordata; Actinopteri; Labriformes; Labridae
Gene: slc7a11
Product: solute carrier family 7 member 11
Exons: 12
Coding region: 678-2162 (494 amino acids)
Biological process (GO): amino acid transmembrane transport
Cellular component (GO): membrane
Molecular function (GO): L-amino acid transmembrane transporter activity
Source: RefSeq, a predicted model, not a curated record
CCAGUUUCUGUUGGUUAUGAGUUGUGUCACAUCCUGGCAGAGAGAACAGCUUGAAGAGGCUGAAACUAUCAGAGACCGAAUUCACACAGGUAUUGUUUUGAAGAUAAGAGGCAAAUCUGAGCUCUGACACUGGCGAACGGAGCCGGAUCCUGACCUGAGACAGGCAAAGAGAGAAGAGAGGAUCGAGGGGGAGGGAGGGAGGGAGUCCUCUGCUGAAAGAAGGCGAGGUGAGAACAGGUAUCAGCCUCUUUGCUGUGUCAUGAUUAGCGUGCAUUAGGAGCAUGACACCUCUUCCCCGUGAGUCACAGCUGGUUUUACAGGAGAGGCUGAAGCUCAGAGGUAAAUAGAGGAGCUAAGACGUGGAGGGAGGGAUCACAGAAAACCAAACACAGGAUGAGCUAGCAGAGCAGACGGAGACUAAAGUUUGGUGAAGCCGGUGAGGUGCAGAGCAGGCCUGCAGGGCUGGACAGAUUAGUGAGUGGGGCAUGAAUGAAAGAGAGAGGCGGGGGUGUGAGGAGGUCUUCCCUCCCUGGAAUUUACUUCGACUCCCAGUUUUGUAACUUUGGCUGCACCAGUCACACAGGCUGAGUGAGUCCAGACGAGACAAGAGGGACACAUCCCAGGGAAAACACUGACCAGAGAGAGAGACUGUGAGUGUGUGAGCUGUGUUUACAAAAAUGACCAAAAGGUGUGUAUCUGCUCAGAAAGAUGACACAGCAAACGGACACCAGGUUUCCCAGGAUGGGACUCUGCUGGACGAGGACAAGAAGAAGGUUGGUCUGGGGAAAAAAGUGACUCUUCUCCGAGGGAUCUCCAUUAUCAUCGGCACCAUCAUCGGGGCCGGGAUCUUCAUCUCUCCUAAAGGCAUCCUGAAGCACUCGGGCAGCAUAGGGAUGUCCCUGAUCGUGUGGAUCGCCUGUGGGGUGCUGUCACUCUUUGGAGCACUGUCCUACGCAGAGCUGGGGACCUGCAUCAAGAAGUCUGGUGGGCACUACACGUACAUAAUGGAAGCUUUUGGACCGCAGAUGGCUUUCAUACGACUGUGGGCUGAUCUCAUCGCCAUCAGGCCUGCUGGGAUGGCCGUCAUCUCUCUGGCGUUUGGUCAGUACAUCCUGGAGCCGCUCUUCAUGCCCUGUGGGAUCCCUCCCAUGGCUGUCAAACUGGCCACCGCCAUCGGCAUCACCUCUGUGAUGUACCUCAACAGUAUGAGUGUGACGUGGACCGCUAGGAUUCAAAUCUUCCUCACCUGCAGCAAGCUUCUAGCCAUCGCCAUCAUCAUCGUGCCUGGAAUGAUCCAGUUGUUCAAAGGUGAGACCAAGAACUUUGAGAAUGCCUUUGACCUGAACAACGUGGAGCUGUCUGGUAUGCCUUUGGCCUUCUACUCGGGGAUGUAUGCAUAUGCUGGGUGGUUCUAUUUAAACUUUGUGACAGAGGAGGUGGAACGGCCUGAGCGAACUGUGCCGUUAGCUAUCUGUAUCUCCAUGGGGAUAGUGACUUCCUGCUACGUGCUGACCAACGUGGCGUACUACACCGUGAUGUCAGCGGAGGAGCUGCUGGCUUCGGAGGCCGUGGCUGUGACGUUUGCAGAGAAGCUGUUGGGGAAGUUCUCCAUCGCCGUCCCAGUGUUUGUGGCCUUGUCCUGCUACGGCUCCAUGAACGGCUGCCUCUUUGCCCUGUCCAGAAUGUUCUUCGUGGCGUCACGAGAAGGUCAGCUCCCUGAGGUUUUGUCAAUGGUCCACAUCCGCAGACACACUCCGCUGGCUGCUGUCCUCAUACUGUACCCUAUGACCAUGCUCCAGCUGUUUGUAGGGGACAUCUACGGCCUGUUGAACUUCAUGAGCUUCCUGCGCUGGCUCUUCAUCGGUGUGGUGGUCCUGGGUCUAAUUUAUCUCCGAUACACCAAACCCGACCUGCCCCGCCCCUUUAAGGUACCGCUCUUCAUCCCUGUGGUGUUCUGCCUCACCUGUUUCUUCAUGGUCUUCCUGUCUCUGUACUCGGACCCGAUCAAUACCGGGAUCGGGUUCGCCAUUUCCCUCACCGGGAUCCCCGCCUACUACGUCUUCAUCUACUUCAGCGAUAGACCAAAGUGGCUUCAGAGGGCGCUAGAUUCCUUCAACAGAACCUUACAGAUCCUCCUGGAGGUCGUCCCCGCUGAGCAAUAAGAGCGCAAAACGCGCGCACACACACACACACACACACACACACACACACACACACACACACACACACACACACACACACACACCCACACACACACAGAGAACUGAACUGUAACACAUAUUAGAUGUAGAGUUGUCUCUGUAUGAUGUCAGUUUUUGUAUGUUUUAUUAAAAGUUACACAUUUCUUUUAAACCAGUCA